UAUAUAUCUGUGUACACUAUUGAUUAGCCAGUUUUUGUUUUCUAAUUAAAUCAAAGUUAGAUUUCAACUCAGCUCUUGUAUGAUUCAUCCACACAUCCUAAGAUUUUCAUAAAUAUGUGACUUUGGAAGAAAAAAAUAUCUGCUCUCAAGAGAUUUGGGAAUCUAAUUACAAGCUUACAAUAAAUGCAUUGUUUUAGUGUUUGUUUGAAAAUCAAGUUGUGAAUAAAUUAUAUGGUCAAUUAUUUCAAAUGCCCAUCCCCAGAACAUAAUAAGAAUAUCUCACAUUAAUUUGGUGAUUAUUGUUAUUUCUCAUGACCUUUCCCAUACAACAUCUUAUUUGAGGUAAACAGCCAUUCUGGGAGUUAGGAGUUCUGUUGCAAAAGUCUUGGUAAUUUUGUGUAGCUCCUUGGUGAAUUGUCGUGCCUGACCAACCCCAUAUCCUGCCAUUGUCCCCAGUCCCAAGUUGACUCACAAAUUCCCCACUGUUCCCACCACCUUGUUCUGGCCUUUCUUCCAGCUCUCACCUAAUUGAAUGGCUACUGUUUUCUUUUGUUUCCCUAACAGUUCCAUGGGCAUCUCAAUGGCAGGGGCCAUGUCUUUCAUCCAUCACUGCGUCUUACUUGAAUGUGGUAAUUUGUUCUUGGUGAGUCUGGCAUUGGCUGACCUGGUGGUGGCCUUCUACCCCUACCCGCUAAUCCUCGUGGCCAUCUUCUAUGACGGCUGGGCCCUGGGGGAGGAGCACUGCAAGGCCAGCGCCUUUGUGAUGGGCCUGAGCGUCAUCGGCUCUGUCUUCAAUAUCACUGCCAUCGCCAUUAACCGCUACUGCUACAUCUGCCACAGCAUGGCCUACCACCGAAUCUACCGGCGCUGGCACACCCCUCUGCACAUCUGCCUCAUCUGGCUCCUCACCGUGGUGGCCUUGCUGCCCAACUUCUUUGUGGGGUCCCUGGAGUACGACCCACGCAUCUAUUCCUGCACCUUCAUCCAGACCGCCAGCACCCAGUACACGGCGGCAGUGGUGGUCAUCCACUUCCUCCUCCCUAUCGCUGUCGUGUCCUUCUGCUACCUGCGCAUCUGGGUGCUGGUGCUUCAGGCCCGCAGGAAAGCCAAGCCAGAGAGCAGGCUGUGCCUGAAGCCCAGCGACUUGCGGAGCUUUCUAACCAUGUUUGUGGUGUUUGUGAUCUUUGCCAUCUGCUGGGCUCCACUUAACUGCAUCGGCCUCGCUGUGGCCAUCAACCCCCAAGAAAUGGCUCCCCAGAUCCCUGAGGGGCUAUUUGUCACUAGCUACUUACUGGCUUAUUUCAACAGCUGCCUGAAUGCCAUUGUCUAUGGGCUCUUGAACCAAAACUUCCGCAGGGAAUACAAGAGGAUCCUCUUGGCCCUUUGGAACCCACGGCACUGCAUUCAAGAUGCUUCCAAGGGCAGCCACGCGGAGGGGCUGCAGAGCCCAGCUCCACCCAUCAUUGGUGUGCAGCACCAGGCAGAUGCUCUCUAGCCUGGAUCUGAGGCACACCAGCAGCAUGACAAACUCAUGAAAUGGUGGGAGAGAGUCUGCUGCAAGGGUGAGACCAGGCAGCCUGCUGGGCCACACUGUCCUGUUGGCAUCACAGCCCCAAGGCUGGGGGAACUUCAUGCUGGGACAAGCAGCCCAUCAACGCCAUGGGUUCAGGCUGAUCCAGGAGAUGCUCACAGGCCACAGGACCUGGAAAACACUCUUGGUGGUGUCUUGGGGAUUUGGUGCACACAAGACCAAGGAAAGGACAGAAUGAGGAAAGGCCUGGGGCAGAAGAGCCCAACUCCUUCUCAUAGCUGACCCUCAUCCUCCUGCCUUGGCCUCCUGGCUGCUUUCUCCCCUUCCCCCCAGCGUGGCAGGAUCUCUUCCUGUUAGCAAGGAUGAAAGAGAGAGGUUUUUGGUGAUAAACCAGGAGCUGAGAGAAUCAAAAAGAAUGGUAAAGCCCAGGCCCAGGACAUCAAGCAAUGUACAUAUUUGGAAUGACCUCAUGCUGUGGGCCCUGAUUGUAAAUAAAAAUGCUUUUGCGGAAACAGCAAAAUUUGGGGAA
This is a messenger RNA of Homo sapiens (human), 2060 nucleotides long. RefSeq names its product melatonin receptor 1B (gene MTNR1B). Bases 533 to 1495 code for a protein of 320 amino acids. The record is from RefSeq and is a predicted model, not a curated record. The transcript is spliced from 3 exons. NCBI's taxonomy places the organism in Eukaryota, Metazoa, Chordata, Mammalia, Primates, Hominidae. Gene Ontology annotation, molecular function: melatonin receptor activity; G protein-coupled receptor activity. Gene Ontology annotation, biological process: negative regulation of neuron apoptotic process; negative regulation of insulin secretion; G protein-coupled receptor signaling pathway. Gene Ontology annotation, cellular component: plasma membrane; synapse; membrane.